Messenger RNA from Clarias gariepinus (North African catfish), 1583 nucleotides. Its product is annotated as serine/threonine-protein kinase pim-2-like. The record is from RefSeq and is a predicted model, not a curated record. Gene Ontology annotation, biological process: negative regulation of apoptotic process; regulation of mitotic cell cycle; protein autophosphorylation. Gene Ontology annotation, molecular function: ATP binding; protein serine/threonine kinase activity. Lineage: Eukaryota; Metazoa; Chordata; Actinopteri; Siluriformes; Clariidae. Gene Ontology annotation, cellular component: cytoplasm. The transcript is spliced from 7 exons. The coding region runs from base 1 to 1215 and encodes 404 amino acids.
AUGGAAGUGAAGUAUGUUCCAAACGGCCUGAAGGACCCUACGAAAUAUACUUCGGAAUGGAACGCGGCCGUGGUCAAAGAUCCUCCUGCCGCUCGCCUAUACUGGACAAUUGAUUGGAAGGAAAGGGAGAAACCUUGGAAAAGAAAGGCGAUGGAUUUUGUUAAUGAGAAACCUGAUGUCCAGCCCAAGAACAAGCUAGCAAAAAGGAAAAGAAAGGAGAAAGUAGAGCAGAAGGUGAAGACAGAAAAGACUGAGAACCGUGUAAAGGCAAACUCCUCAGUCACUAAAAACCCAGUCACUAAAAAAGAAAACAAGCAGAAUUUCAGGAAAAGACUGGGUGUCCCUCAUAAAGAACCUCAGCCUGAGGAGAAAACGAAAAAAAGGAGGAGAACACAAAAAGAAGACAACAAAGUCAAGAUUGAAAAUGCAGCAAACGUUUUUAGUCGCUAUGUUUUGGAUGGUAUGCUGGGAGGAGGGAGCUUCAGUGCCGUCUACCCAGGAGUUCGUAAAUCAGAUGGGAAAAAGGUGGUCGUGAAAUUCACGCCUAAGCGUCCGGGAGAGCAAUAUAUCACUCUUCCCGGUGACAUACACAGUCUUCCUCUUGAGGUGGCGCUAAUGGAGCUCGUGUGCAAGCCGCCUCAGUGUCAGUUUGUGAUAGAGCUGGUGGAAUGGUGCGAGACACCCUCAUUUAUCAUCUUGGUUCUGGAGCGGCCUGACCCCUGUGUUGAUCUCUUCGAAUACCAGCAAACUGUAAACAUGUCUGAAUCACUGGCUCGAACCAUCAUGCGGCAAGUGAUUCAAGCUGCACGUCAUUGCCGUGACCGUGGUGUCUUUCACCAGGAUAUCAACUCUAAAAACAUUCUCGUGAACCCCCAGACAAUUGAAGUGAAGCUGAUCGAUUUCAGCUGUGGUGAUCUGCUUAAGGACACACCUUACAAGGAAUUUAACGGCACCAUGGUUUUCUGCCCACCUGAAUUGGUCAUGGAAGGAGAGUACAAAGCAGAACCUGCCACUGUCUGGGGUUUUGGCCUUCUUCUGUACAACCUGUUAUGUGGUCUUACAAAGAGUGAAAUAGAUUGUUGUGAAGGCCACCUGGACAUUCCUGAUCAUCUGUCUGAAUCUUCCUGCAGUCUGGUGAAGUGGUGUCUGGAAAAAGACCCAAAGAGAAGACCAACCCUCGAGCAGGUCCACUCACAUCAUUGGUUCACAUCAUGAAGAAGUAGCAGAGUUGACUUCAUGCACACUUGAAACUCCCAGAAGCUCCAUGUAAUCUGUUAAUGUCUUUCCUAGCAUGUUAGUUAAUACUGUAUGCACCGAUCAGCCAUAACAUUGUGACUACAUACCUAAUAUUGAGUAGGUUCCCCUGGUGCAACCAAAACUGCUAAAAGGUUAAUGCUGGUUCCAGUAGAAAGUAGUUAAAACACAUAGUGGUGUCACAACACACAGCACGCAGGUGGACUUACUCAGUAUAAGUUGUGUGAUCAUAAUAUUAUGGUUGAUUGGUGUAUAUGUUGCAAUAAAAGUAAAAUUGUGCACAAAAAAACAGUAAAAUGUUUAAAAUAAAAGAAACAGAUAGUUUUGUC